AUGCUUCUCACGAAGCGGGGACGCACGUGGACGUGGGCUCACACGCAGGGCGCUUGCCGUUGCUUGUCCGCCAGGCUCUACGUGAAGAAGUGCCUGGGCUGCUCGGAGCGCAUCGCCCCCGAGGAGCUGGUGAUGCGCGCGCUGGACAGCGUCUUCCACGUGCGCUGCUUCGUGUGCGUCGUGUGCGGCGCGCGCCUGCAGAAGGGCGACCAGUUCGUCAUCAAGCAGGGACAGCUCUUCUGCCGGCCCGACUACGAGAAGGAGGUCGAGAUGCUGCAGGGCUACGCCCAGGCCAAGCAACAGAGAACUCUUGAAGGAAAUUUUUAG
This is a messenger RNA of Schistocerca cancellata (South American locust), 327 nucleotides long. RefSeq names its product LIM homeobox transcription factor 1-beta-like. The record is from RefSeq and is a predicted model, not a curated record. Lineage: Eukaryota; Metazoa; Arthropoda; Insecta; Orthoptera; Acrididae. The coding region runs from base 1 to 327 and encodes 108 amino acids. Gene Ontology annotation, biological process: neuron differentiation; regulation of transcription by RNA polymerase II. Gene Ontology annotation, cellular component: nucleus. The transcript is spliced from 2 exons. Gene Ontology annotation, molecular function: DNA-binding transcription factor activity, RNA polymerase II-specific; RNA polymerase II transcription regulatory region sequence-specific DNA binding.